UUAAGGCGAUGGACUGCUAAUCCAUUGUGCUCUGCACGCGUGGGUUCGAAUCCCAUCCUCGUCGAGAGCUCUUUCUACUUAUCUUAAUGCGUCUUGUGAGAUUGUCUGCCAAUGUAGGUUGAAGUUCAGCAGAGCUGAGUGCAGUGCUCCCAGCAUUGUCUCCAUGAGGAGCAAUUCAUCUGUGGACACUCGAGUCAACUCCAUGGAGACACAAAGCUUACAGAAGACUGUUGCAGAGUCCGUGGGUCCCAGCUCUGACUCCAUGAAGAGUGAUCGAUCCAAGAUGGAACCGCCCAUCUUUAGAGAUCAGAAAUCAAAAUUUUCACAGAAAAGUGUUGCACAUCCCAGCUGUGUCUCCAUUAAGAGCGAUCGAUCCAAGAUGUAUUCUCUCCACUUUAAGGAUGAGAAAUCAAAAUGUUCACAGUCAAAUGCUUCAGGAUCUGCAGCUCCCAGUAAGAUGUCGUUGACUGAAAGAUCCAAGUUUGAGCCACUUGGGUUUGAAAUGGAGACAAGAAGACCAGUUAGUGAGAAGCCACCCACAUGUCCAGGAUUCAAGGAUGUUAUGAGGGAUCCAGUCCAGCUCAUUUGUGAACACUCAUGCAAACUAUGUCUCAGCACAAACCUGAACCAACCUGAUUCACCAGCAGACAACUCUUGUCCUGAGUGUGGGAGGAAAUCGUGGAAAAUACCAAAACACAAGAGAGACAAAGAGCCAGAUACUAAUAACAUCCCACUUUUGAAGGUAAAGAUGAAACUAAAAGAAGCAAUGAAAAAGAAAUUUUCCUCCGUCUCUGAAGGUAAUGGUGACAACACAAGUUCCCUGAACAGCAUCUACACAGAGCUUCAUAUAACCACUGGAGAGAGGGAAAGGCCAAGUGUAGAAAAUGUGUUCAGGCUACCAGAACAAAAGUCGAAAAGCUCUCAAUCAUCAAAACAACAAAUAAUCAACCUAAACAAAUGUUGA
Molecule: messenger RNA, 964 nt
Organism: Oreochromis niloticus (Nile tilapia)
Lineage: Eukaryota; Metazoa; Chordata; Actinopteri; Cichliformes; Cichlidae
Exons: 7
Coding region: 164-964 (266 amino acids)
Source: RefSeq, a predicted model, not a curated record